Messenger RNA from Biomphalaria glabrata, 623 nucleotides. RefSeq lists its product as uncharacterized. The transcript is spliced from 3 exons. The record is from RefSeq and is a predicted model, not a curated record. NCBI's taxonomy places the organism in Eukaryota, Metazoa, Mollusca, Gastropoda, Planorbidae. The coding region runs from base 97 to 525 and encodes 142 amino acids.
AUUACAAAGAAAAUUGUAUAUGGCAAUCAUAGUUUUAAAUAUCGCAAAGUUAUCAGUGGGGACGAUGAAACAUUAGCUUGACAAAUUACGUGAGAAAUGGCCAAAAAUGUUUAUUCAAAGAACCCAGCCAGGGACCUGGGCAGUGCUGCUAUUCGGAUGGGCAAACUCUACAGCACAUUGCCCUACUGCCUGAGAAAACUGCCAGAGAACCAGCCCCGCAACCGCCAAGAGUACAUGAUCCGAAAAUGGAUGAACCCCGGCGAGAUCGAGGUCUACUUUGACGGCUCCAACAAAUUCCUGUACGAGGCCAAGACCAUGGCGCAGCAAUUGGAAGAGAUCAAACAACAAAGACAGAAAAUCAUCAGCACGUGCCAGGAGCAGACGAAGUACCUCAGGGCAUUGAUUGAAGACAAACCUCCAGCACCAGUGAUGGACCUGGUCAACAUGAGACAGAGAUAUGACAGAGCUGUACAGCAAACAUCAAAACAAUACAGAAAACAAACUAAGAACUCAACCACAGGUUAAAUGUUUUUUCAGACGAAGUCUGAUCAAGUAUUUAUUUACUUUAACCUUAUGUAUAUAUAUUUAUUAAUUUUUUCAGAAUAAAAUUAUAGAUAAGGCUA